AUGGGGAAGGAGGUCGGCGCGGUCAUGGAAGCCAUCGACGCCUGCAACGAGGAGGCCUACCAUAAGCUUAUCAAGCAUGUGGCCACGCACUCGGAGGAGAGGAACACCAUGGUGAAACUCGAGGAGCUGGGCGUCCGCCCCCACUGCGAGGACCAGCCCCUCGCCCAGGACAAGUCCACGGGCAACUGCCGCGCUUGCCGUCCACCAGAGGUUUGCCCCGUGCUGGCACGCGAGGCGGCCGCCGCGCGGCGUGGCGCGGCAGGGCGUCAGAACGGGCAGCCGCUCGAAGCCGGCGUCGGGCGCGGCGGGCAGGGCUUCGGGGCCGCGCAGUCCAACCGCAUUUUGCUGGAGCGUCGCGCGGUCGGGCCACCGCAGCUGCGCGAAUGGGUGCCGCAGGUCUCGAGCCCGCCCGGCCAGCUCGGAGGCGUUCGGGCUCCGCGCAGUGACGAGUGCACCGAGGGCCCGGCGUGGCCCCCUGUGACGGCGCGGGUGUCCCGUCGCUUGGGCGCCGGGGCCGAGCUCGCCCAGGAUGGCGCGCGGGCCGCGGGCGGCGGGUCAGCCGCGGAGCGCCCCCCGUGCGAGAUGGCUGCGCAGGCGCGCCCGAUCGGGGGGUGGGUCUUUUGGCCCCCCGCAGGCUCGGGAACCGUCCCCCCGCCGCGUUCGGCCCUCCGCGGGGGGCGCACCUCCCCCGCUCCGCAGCCGGGGGACGGGCUGCCCUGGUCCAAGCAAAUCCCCGCGGAGGAGUUCGUGGAAUGGCUGAAGUGGGCCUCUCCCACCCCCACGGAGGAGGAGCAGGAGGGGGCGGGCGAGACCCCCUGGUGGGAGAACCACUGGUUUGCCGGCCGCCGCCGGGAAGUGGUGCUGGAGGUCCGGAGCGUCCCUAGCCCCAACUUCUUCUUCCGCCUCAUCAUGUGGUCCUACGGAUGGCUGGAUGCCGGCCUGACCGUCUUCGUGGGGGAAAGGUGGGUGAGCUUUAAGGUGGGCGUGUACGUGCUGGGCUCCUUCUACCUGGGCGCCAUGCGCUCCCCCACCUUCCGCGAUUUCUGCACCCGGGUGGAGGACAACCGCCGGUUCCUCCUCGAUCUCGACUGGAGGGGGCCCGAUGCCCAACCCGUGGACGACGACUUCUUCAAGGACAUCAUCCGAGGGAGGAGCGACCGGCCCCCGAGGCUGCCCAACCACCUCGUGGCCGAAGUCGGGGGCCAGCGGGUGCGCCUGGAUCGAGGGCAGUACGGUGACCCCAUCCGGAAGGAGAAGCGGGCGGGCCAGGACUUCCCGUACGCCCGGGUGCAUGACUGCACGGACCCUGACCUCCGACGCCGCCUGGAGGGUGCGGACGCCAAGGUGGUCCACCUCUGCAGGGCGGGACCCGUGGGCGGCUGUCCCAGCGUGGGCGCCUUCGCCAUGCACUUCCGGAAGUAUACCGCGGUCGACGCCAAGGCCAUCCUCGACCUCACCGAGGACAGGGACCUGGGAAGCCCCUUCCUGGCCAGCUUCCGCACCCUCUGGAGGGCAUUCUGGGGUGGGAUCCAGCGCAUCGCCCAUUCCUUCUUGGCCCGGGGGUGUUGCUGCUGCCGGAGGGGGGCCCGCCUGCGCCGGCCGGGGCCGCGCCAGGUCGCCGCGAACCCCUGGGGACCUCAGCAGGAGGAAGACGACUGGGAACCCUGCAUGGCCGAAGCAGUGGGCUGGAUGGACGCGAAGGGAGGGUACUGUUGCCUCCAGAAGCAUGGCAUUUGCGAGGAUCGGAGGGGACCCAAGCCCACCCCUUUGCUCAUCGAGGACGGGCCCACGUCUGACACCCGGGGGUGGCCGCGCAACGGGGGAGGGGCACCGAUGGCUUGCCAGUGCCGCUACCACGGCCUGGAGUACCACAACCUCCGCCUGAGCCUCCAGUGCUCGGAGCCAGGCUGCUGGCACAUUGGGGGGCCCGGGUUCGGUGGGAAGCGCCUCUGCCUCAGGUGCAGACGGGAUACCGACUGGUUCAGGGAAGCGUUUGACCCCGACACGUGGGACACGAUGCGCGAGUCUGCCAAAAACCUGCCAGCCGAGGGUGAUGAUGACGGAGAUCAGACACAAGCUGUCGCCGAGAGCAUCACCCCCGAGACAUUCGAGGAGAACGAGGAGGACGAGGAGGACGAGGAGAACGAGGGCGAGGACGAGGAGGCCGAAGAGGAGGGGGACUUCGAGGCGGACUUGCCCAUCGACCCCGAUGGUGGCGAGACGCAGGCUUUCAAACGGCCUGCUGCAACGUGGCAGACAGGCUUUGACCGCGUCAGCAACCAGGGCUACCGCUCCAGGGACGGCCGAUCCUACGACUGGGGGGACAUGGUGGUUCCAGACGGUGACAAAGCGACCGCUAAAAUGCUGUGCGCGUGGGGCGACGGCUACCAGGCGGAGAUGCCAGUCACGGUGGCCAGGUGGGAAGCAGCGCAACCUCUCCAGCCUAAGGCGAAGGCGAAGGCGAAGGCGAAAGCGACCAUCGAUCAUGGAGAGAACACCUUCUUGAAAAUGAGGAACCAGAAGAUUCCUGCGCCAGGAGGUGAACAUCUGGCCUAUUUCGACGACGGCACCAUCAGGGUGAUCUACCGCACUGACACUCCGAAAGGAAAACCAACGCACAAGCUGCUGUGCAUCAAAGACAAAGAAGGACAAAUCAUGCAAGUGAACGUCAAGUGGUUCUCGGGCAGCACCGAGCGGGAACAAUGCGAAGCAGCAGUCAAGUUUCAAAAUGCGGUGGCGCUGAAGUUGUCCAAGGGAGAGAUCACGCGGGAGCAGGCAGCAACGACGGAGAGGGACAAGGUGUCACCGGCCGCAGGUGAGGCCCACUCGGUGCCGCUCGUCGUCGGCGCCGCCGCCUCGGAGCCCGUGGAGCCCGCGCAGCCGCCCACCCCCGAGACCCUGCCCGACGGCGUGCCGCCCGACAGCCAUCAGGGCGAUCGGCAGUCCGAUCAGGCAGCUGCAGCUCCAGAGCCGUCGAGGGUAGAGGCCGAGCUAGCUCGAGCUCCUCGGAACUGGAAGUUAAGGCCAGUCGAGGAGUCGGAGCUGCCCGCGGCAGCCGCCGCGGUCCUGCAGGAGAAGAAGUCCUCGAUGACCACGCCUGAGCCCGACGCCGUGCAGUCCGUCAUCAAUCUUGACAUGCAGCUGGUGGCUUUGUUCCAGGCCCUGCAGGGUGCCCACAGCACGCCCCGCGCGCCUGAGGAGGCGCCCGACGACGUCGACGAGGGCGUCACCGCGUGCGGCCUCCAGCACAAGAGGGGGCACUUCCUCGAGGAGGUCGCGGCGGACGACGUGAAAUUCGGUAUGAAGUCUCAGGUUGGUAAGCGUUUCUACUUGUGGCUGCAAGCGAACUUGGCCGAAAAGGAACUAUACGACAAAAAGAAUCGUGGUGGGCAGAUGGAGUGCCGCCAGGAUUGGGCUUCCAAGCGGUGCGCGGUGUGCCAGCAGCAGAGGGGCCAUGUCACCACGACCAGGCAGCAGAAGGGCCGCACCAACGAGAUGCUGAACUUGGACCAGAUCAUCAAGCGUGAAGCUGGCCCCCAAUGCGUCGAAUACGACGAGCGCUCCAAGCGGAUCAAGUUCGACUACGAGAGCCGCAAAUCGACCAACCUCGAGAGGUCGGACUGGUGCAACCGUGAAGACGAACACGAGCAUGUCGCCGAGCCAGCCGCUGCAGCAGCAACAAUCAUGACACCGCAGAAGCACGUUGCAGCGCCAGCGGGCUGUGCCGUUGGAUCCAGUGGAGCUGCCGCGCACAAGCCAGAGGAGAAGCCAGAGGAGAAGAAGCCACCGACCCCCGAGCCGAAGGCAACGCAGCCGUCGACCCCGAUCGGCGGUGCCAAGGUCAACGGGAAGGGCAACGGACGAGGCAAAGGAAAAGGCAGCCGGGGCAAAGGGAUUAAGGCCGUCACCGCCAAGACUAGGAGCGGCAACCUCAAGGCUGCCAAGGACGUGAUCUCCAAGUACUCGCUCUCGUGCAUGCAGGCAGACAACCUCCUGGCGAAGAUCGCCAAGGACGCGGAGGGCUGGGGCAAGUUCGAGCAGUUCAAUGGCGACCUCGAGAAUGCGGUGCUGGCGCUGAAGCAGGCAGCCGAGAGGGGCGACUUCUUCCAGGCCGCUCUCGAGAAGGGGCUCGACGAGCUCAAGAAUCGCGACGAUGAUAUUCGGGCAGUCGUGGGCAUGCCGAGAGUGGCUUCAGGUGGCCACCAGCCGGCAUCGCUUCAGGCACGGCUUCGACAGGCCUAUGGCGUUGGCGGGGGCCAGGGCGGUGCUCUGAAGGACGUGUCGCGCUCGCCGGCCAGCUUGGCGGCCUCCCCGGCGCUGACCGCGGCGGCGCGCUGGGGCAGCAGCAGCAGCACCACCAUCUUGGAGGUUGCGCGCUCGCCGGCGAGCGUGGCGGCCUCCCCAGCCCUGGUUGCGGCGGCGCCGAUGGCAGCUGGGGUGUGGGGCGAGAGCUCGCUGGGCAGCGUCGCGCUGGGUGACUCGCUGUGCUCGUCGCUGGGCGCAUCGCUGAGCACGGCGGUGGAGGGAAGGGCAAAGGGGCUGCUGGCGACCCUCCUUGGUCGCAGGGCCGUGGCGCCGCGGGCGCAGCGCCCUGGCGGUCCCGACGCCCCCCCCCCCCGCCGUGCCGAGCGAGAGCUCAAAUGGCGGUGUGCAUGGUGCAACUGCGCGCGCAACCUGGACCGCGUGGUGCACUGCAAGCGCUGCGGCGAUUGGCGCGCCGAGGCGCCCAGCCAGGGUGCUGAUGCGGCGCUCGGGGGCGGCUCGGCGCGAAGGCGUCCUUCGGCCCUUUCUCGGUCGUUGGCUCUGCCUGAUCGCCCUGCUGCUGGCGCCGCCGAUGACCCCAGCCUGUCAGAGGACGAGCUCGAGCACCUCGCGCGCCUCGCAGAGAAGGCUGGGGAUGCACACGUCGCAGGUCGCUACGAGCAGCAGCUCCAGAAUAAGAAGGCUGGAGGCCCUCCCCUGCAGCAGCGCAUCUCGGACUGUGGGGCCAAGGUUGCUCUACUUGAGAGUGUCUUGGACAAGGAAGUGCAGAAGCUCGAGCAGUGCCAGCAGUGGGCCGCCCAGCAGCUCAUCACGGUCACCGAGCUCACUGAAAGGCUGUCCUUGGCAGACAAUGAGUACAAGACCGCGGUGUCUGCUCUUGUGGGUGUGUCGCAGCAGCGGGCGAGUUCCCCCCCAGCGACCCCUGCGCGGCUGUCUAUCAAAGAGGUGGUGGAUGGCACGGGCAACAUCGCCGAUCUCAUCGACGUGGACUCGUGCUUCGACGUGGAGGGCUACGAGCGCACCGACGACGACCGCAAGCAUAUCAUCGAGAGGCGCGACCAGCUGCGCGAGCAGCUGCAGGAGGUCGCCAAGGGCCUUUUCUCGGGCGCUGUGGAGAAGCUCGAGUCCAUCAAGAAGGACCGCGCUGACCACCUCGCCCGCCUCACCAAGAAGCGCAAGGGCCCGACAGGUGACGGUGUCGCUGCAGGUGGUACUCCCGCUGUGCCUGGAGGUGCAGCCGCACAGGUGGCAGGGGGCGGAGGCAAGGCGCAGGCUGCUGACGCCAAAGUGGAGCCAGCCGACAGGGGCAAGCAGGUUGCCUUCGCCUCGGAGCGCCCGCCCACGCGCUCACCAGCUGCCAGGCGCAGCAGCUUGAUCGUGGCAGGGGGGCUCUCUCUCAAUGUAAUUCAGGUCAGCGCGGUGGCAACCUCGACCCGUGGAGAGUGCAUGGGCACGCCCAGGGCGGUAGGUGCCAUCAUCAACAUUCCAGGUGGCGACUCGAUCUAUGUCUUCAGUCUGUAUUUGCACCACUCGCAGGGGCUCAGCGACUCGAACGUCGGCCUCCUGUCGCACGUGGCCCCGCAGAUGUACUGGGCGCUGGUGUUGGAGCAGGACAGGAAGCCUCCAGCGCGCCAGCCUUUAUACUAUGCUAUCAAGUGGCUACAUCUGAAGUUUCGAACGUACAUCUCUCUUCACAGCGAGGCUUCCGACACCGGUAUGCAGCGUCAGGUUUUCAAGCUUCGCAUGCUCACGCUGAAGCACAAGACUAAACGACUGCAGAAGAUACGACAGGCUAUAGGUAGGCACUCCAGGCAGCUGUUUGUCACUGGGUGCGCCAAGGAGCUCUGGGGAACCCACAUGCGUACGUUUACUUUCACUCUGUCCUGGCAGGAACUCAGAUCAUCUUGGGAGUCUGUGUUCUUGGGACCUGGGCCCGAUAACUGGAAGCAGGUUUCGGGCCCCAUCAGUGCUAUGAAGCUCAGCCUUAGGCGUAUUGGCUGGUCGAUGCUUAGUUUCGCGGUGAUGAGGGAUCAGUUCGGCAUCGACCUGCCGCUCACUUUGGUCAGUCCUGCUCUUUUGAAGCGUCAUCUUAGGCAGGCUGUCUUGUACCUUCAUGAGCGUCGUGCUGGAGCGAAGUUCCUGCCGACGCUACAACAGCCCGUUCGUGUAUGUCAUGACCAGGUGCAUGCCGUGCUGCAGUCUUCAAAGUGGACCCCGCGCGAGAAGGGCUCCACUAAAGCGUUGGGCCCUAUUGCCAGUGCGGUCAGCAAGGUCAAGGGCCACGUCCCUGACAGCCCAGAUCUCACCCCUGAGGCCCGUGCCCACAAGUUUGGCAACGAUUGUGCUGACCAGGCUGCUCGCCUUGCCGCCCUGAGGCACCCCGCCCCUGAUCCAGGGGAUGCGGAUCGGCUGUUUGUCGGCUGGCGGCUCGGGUGA
Molecule: messenger RNA, 6699 nt
Organism: Prorocentrum cordatum
Lineage: Eukaryota; Dinophyceae; Prorocentrales; Prorocentraceae
Source: the annotation of a GenBank genome assembly